Penicillium alfredii is the source of this 219-nucleotide messenger RNA. RefSeq lists its product as uncharacterized. The record is from RefSeq and is a predicted model, not a curated record. Lineage: Eukaryota; Fungi; Ascomycota; Eurotiomycetes; Eurotiales; Aspergillaceae. Bases 1 to 219 code for a protein of 72 amino acids. The transcript has a single exon.
AUGAGCGAGGGGUCCCGGACGAGGACCAGGAAAGGCGAACGAGGGCAAGGUGGAGCCGAUACGAUGAUCGGAAGACACCAGAACACAGACGAGAGUGAUCCGCGAGGCGAGCAGGAGGCACUGAAAUCUUUCGCCCUACGUUUGGCGGCGACGAUGAGGUCAAUUCGAGUGGAGACAUUCCCUGAUUGGUGCCGGGCGGACUUAGUCAGCGGGUCGUGA